AUGGCGCGUCCGGCGGUGAUCCCCGCUGCACAGCAGGGUCGGGCCGUCGUGUCAGCCGUUCGAGACAACACUCGGCCCGAGCCUAAUCCAUCCAAGCGAUCCUACAAAGACGCACUGAGCCAGCCUCCUCCUCCAGAAUACGACAAUACUACGAUCAUCCAGAACAAACCAAAGCAGCAAGUUAAUCCCACCCCGUGCACCUCCCAUGAAAGUCAGACUUCCACCAUCAAAGCCACAGAAGGGACCAGUCGGCCGCCCUCCCCCGAAACCGAUGAAACAAGCACCUACAUCGCCCGCACUGACUCAGACCUGAUCCCAGCCCUCCGGCUAAUCUCUGACUCUGUUGCCCAACAGCGCCAGCUCGCCGCGCGGUCCCUCAUCUUGCACCCAAUUGUCUGGGCACCGAUGCUCCUCUGCAUUCCAUACCUCCUCGUCGAAAGAGCCCACGACUCCUCGGAGUGGCUCGUGGUUGUAAUCACAAUGGCCUGCAUCACGACCUUCAUCAUGACAGUUAUCAAGAUCAUCGUGAACGGAUACAUCGAGGCCGCAGAGCGUGUCGGGCGCUGGAGUUGGCUUUAUGGGGAUCGAUGGAUUCAGAACCGGUUUCGCAAGACUCGUCAGGCUGAGCAAGGUAUAGGCUGGAAUGCGCUCAGCACUAAAGCGGAUCACGUCUUCAUUACGAAGCUCGGCGAGGAAGUGAUUGCUGCUAUCGUGAUUCGCAUUGUGGAUACUUGGGAUCGUGAUCCGGAUAAGGAUGAAUCGGCUCGGUCAUCGGAGUUCGGGAGUACGUAUCUUCGGAAGAAGAUCUGCAUUCGUGCGUGGACUGUUAAACAGCGCUAUCGCGGUCAGGGAAUUGGCCUUGCGCUUCUGAGAUUUGUCAUUCGCUGGGCUCUGGAUUCUGAUCUUGAGUAUAUGGUGUUCGCGCAUGAUCAUGCCCACUCGCUGCGUGUGCUUCCAACCUUCUUGAAUAAGAGGAUGGAUAAGCAGGACGCGCGUGCUCAGGAUACGCUUUACUGGGAGAUGAAGCAUUACUCGACUCCCUGGCAUCAGGAACAGCAUGAGGAGCAGAAGAUGGUCUUUCAGGUUGCUGAUGCCAAGGCUGUUGACACCAAGGAGACUGACUCUGGCCCGAAUCAGUACUGGAAAUCAAGCCAGCAGAAGGGAUUUAAUGCUACCCGUGGGCGCCUUAAGGCUAGGAGUACGGUUAGCGAGAUCCUCGAUGAUUCACUCGAGAGGAUCACCACCGUGCGGCCUUCGCGUUUGCGCUGGGCUGAUCCGAAUACCGAGUAUGACUUCGACGACUCUGACAGAGACUCUGCACACCCUGACGCGGAAUCCGGGCAAUCUAAACUAGGCUGGGGAACUUCAUCUUCAUACGGUGAAACGCCGAGCAAAGAGGUGAGUGACCAACAGACCAUCAACGACCAGUACAUGCGCGACAUGUGGGAAGAGCGCAAAAGUGAUCCAAAGACAGACUCGCUCGAGAGUUGGGGACACCAGAUUAAGCGUUGUGUCGACCCUUUCAGUCAGACUGACCGUCAUACUUCUUAUGAUCACCACGACAACGCUUGGGGUAACCGAUCCAUGUCUUGUGAUAUCAGAGACAAUUCAUCGGGCAACCGAGCCAGUUCUUGGGGAUCCGUUUCUGGCCAGGGAGCCGAGAGUCUAGUACCCACGGAGACGACAACCCGGAGCGAUGAAUGGGAAAGGGGAGUGCACUGGGCCCCCUGGAAUCCGACAAUUACCAGUCCAGCAUCCAAUUACACCCCCAACCGGAGCACCCACGACCAGGCAAACGGCUGGGGGGAACCAUCUGCUCCAACCCCCCAACCACGGGCUGAACAACCUAGAGAAGAAAUCUUUCGACGAAGCUUCAACAAAGCACCCGAUCGCCUACGCCACUUCUCUUGUGAAUCAUGCGGCUGUACCGUGACUACGAAUGACCGGAUCAACAUGGCGGAUGUGAGUCCUCCGGGUGUCUGGUUUGAUCGUGAAUCGCGUCUCUGUGCAUCAUGCGGUCUGCGUCGGAUUCGUCAAUCAAUUGAUCGGCUGGAACAUCCUGCGCAUGGUGAUGACAAGCCAAAGGCUAUUUUGUGA
Molecule: messenger RNA, 2097 nt
Organism: Penicillium cinerascens
Lineage: Eukaryota; Fungi; Ascomycota; Eurotiomycetes; Eurotiales; Aspergillaceae
Product: GNAT family N-acetyltransferase
Exons: 1
Coding region: 1-2097 (698 amino acids)
Molecular function (GO): acyltransferase activity, transferring groups other than amino-acyl groups
Source: RefSeq, a predicted model, not a curated record